This is a messenger RNA of Cuscuta campestris, 1197 nucleotides long. The record is from the annotation of a GenBank genome assembly. Lineage: Eukaryota; Viridiplantae; Streptophyta; Magnoliopsida; Solanales; Convolvulaceae.
AGAUGAGUCUUUUCCUUUUCCAGUUUCAGCCUUUAGUAAAGUUGCUUACUUACUCAUCUCUCUCUCUAUCUGUCUUCCCCACAGCUCUGAGUUUGGGUUCUGAAGAAGAGACAGGUGAUAGAUCACCGAUUCAUUGUAGUCUGAUGCUGAUGAGUUUCACUAUUAUUCCUUCCUGCAUUUCCUUUCUUCACUAACUUAACGGGGAAAUGACUAAGGUAAGUCCAGAACUCGUAGGGGGCGAGGUGCAGAUGUACACAUUCAAAUCAGUGUCUGCAGAUGUAAGCUUUGUUUCUAAUCAGUUCCCCAAAUACAAGCUCGGGCCCGAUUUUCAGAUUUUAGAGGACACAUUGUUGGAAAACAGAGGUCCAUCCCUGAAGGAGGUUGUUGAAGAAGAAACUGGUCGGCUAACAGAUCAACACGAGCGUCUCUCUGUACGUGAUCUAGCUAGCAAAUUUGACAAGAAUUUGGCAUCUGCUGCCAAAUUAGCCAAUGAGGCUAAACUAAGAGAUGCCCCUUCUUUAGAGGGACAUGUCCUUUUGAAGAAACUAAGAGAUGCACUGGAAACUCUGAAAGGAAGAUUGUCGGGUCAGAAUAAAGAAGAUGUCGAUAUAGCCAUUUCAAUGGUGGAAGCCUUAGCUGUACGGUUAACUCAAAAAGAAGGAGAUCUUAUACAAGAGAAGUUUGAAGUGAACAAACUUGUGAGCAUUCUAAAGCAGGCGUCAGAAGAUGCUAAAAAGUUGGUUAAUCAAGAGAGAUCUUUUGCUUGUGCUGAAAUAGAAAGUGCGAGAGCAGUUGUGCAAAGAAUUGGUGAAGCCCUAGAAGAACAAGAAGCAGAUGAUAGAACGGCAGGGAAACAGGAAGUUGAGGAAUUAAUGGAGGAGGUUCAAGAAGCUAGAAGAAUUAGACUCUUGCAUCAGCCCAGCAAGUAACAUGCAUAUUGUUUUGUAGUCAUUUUGUUACUUUAUACUGUGUAUGAAUAGUUAAAUUCAAAACAGAAUCUUAGAGCAUACGUAGAGGUUUGUGUACAUCUCUACAUCCCCACCCCGGAGCACUUUAUAUGAAAAGGAAUGAUUUGUAAUCCCAUGCUCUUGACUCCCAAUUCGAAUUGAAACUAAGUUCUUUGAUGUGUCUUCUAGAGGCUUUUUUUCACAAGAGGUACCCUAACUUUUACGAUUGUAACAAAAAGGUACCCCAUCU